Trypanosoma grayi is the source of this 1782-nucleotide messenger RNA. RefSeq names its product pf20. The transcript has a single exon. Gene Ontology annotation, molecular function: protein binding. NCBI's taxonomy places the organism in Eukaryota, Euglenozoa, Kinetoplastea, Trypanosomatida, Trypanosomatidae. The record is from RefSeq and is a predicted model, not a curated record. Bases 1 to 1782 code for a protein of 593 amino acids.
AUGGUAUCAGUAAGUGAGACUGCAACGAAAACUCCCGUCAUAGAUGACGGGUCAGUGCAAGAACAGUCUGAGCUUAAUGCCACGUUAAUGCCCAAAAUGGAGGAUAUGGAUUACGACACCUUUCAGCGUACAGUGCAGCUCCAGCGAGAACAGGGCAUGCCGCCCCCACCACGUGCUCUUCUCAAACGCAUCCCAGAGUCCACUGAUGAUUUUUUGCGCAACUUUUUUCAGAGGAAUGGCAUGUACCGGACGAUGGAGAUCUUUGAGAUUGAAUGGUAUGAAAAGUAUGGAUCAAAGCCGUUAAUGGACGCUCCGGUAUUUUCUGACAACUAUCUUGAAACUGCCGCCCUUCAAGACCGCAUCGACGUAUUGGAGCAUCAACUCCGUCAACAUGCUGAAUUAACGGCGAAAACUACAAAACAGUUUUUGCAAGCGAAAAAAGAACGGGACUUUCAUCGUGCUAACCACAAUCGUGUCGUGCAGGAGAAGAACCGAAUUAUGAAACUCCUCCGGCAGGCGCAGCAUCACGCAGAGGAUAUUAGCCCAACACUCAACGAGCUUCGCCAAAAGUGCGAAUCACUCCACAAGGGGAAAACACUUUUGUCAAUAGAGCGAGACAAGCUCGAUGCCAAAGUGACCAGACUAGAGAAGCAGGUGGAAGCCCUGGAGCGGCAACUGCAGCUACAUGAAAAGGGCGAAACCCACACCACUAAAGACACCGCACUCAAGAAAAAAGAAGGAAAAGCAGCAAAAGCGACUAUGGCAAAAAAUGUUGCCAAUAAAGUAGGUGAUCAAGCAGUAAAAGCAGCUGAAGUUAUUACAGAUGGUUUCCGAUGGCCAGCAGACGAGCGGCCGCAGCCGACACGUGGAGAGCCUGCCUACGCACCGCAAACUGAACCGUCUAUGUGGGUGUGCCAGUCCUCUUUCAAGGCGCACUCUAUGCCAGUGACAAAGGUCGCUAUGCACCCAGUAAAACCAGCUGUUGCCAGCUCCAGCGAUGAUGGAACUUGGCGGCUCUCGGCGCUUCCUCAGGGUGAACUCGUCAUGUCUGGUGAAGGCCACAAAAACUGGAUCUCGGCAGUGGCUAUGCAUCCCACCGGCACCAUGGUUGCCACUGCAUCAGGUGAUAAGACUGUGAAACUCUGGGAUUUCGCAACCAACGGCUGCAAGCUAACGCUGAAGGGUCACUGCGAUGGCGUGUGGUGCCUUGACUUUCAGGAGACUGGCGUCCUGCUGGCCAGCGGUGCUCUCGAUCAAACCGCCCGUAUUUGGGACGUCACAACGGGGAAGUGCCGUCAGACACUGCGAGGCCAUGUUGAUGCCGUGAACGCCGUGACUUGGAAGCCGUAUACCAACACGUUAUACACUGGUAGUGGGGACAAAACCGUGUCACUUUGGGAUACCCGCAUGAAUUGUUGUGCACAAACGCUGUAUGGUCAUCGUAAUACCGUCCAGUCUGUAGCGGUGGUAGGUACAGUGGGUGCUCUGGCUUCCUGCGAUGCAGAUGGCGUCGUCACACUCUGGGAUACACGACGUAUGGAACAGCGCCUGACAAUUUCCUGUGGGCCGUACCCAGCCAACCACGUCGCUGCUGAUUGCACUGGCACGUACCUUGCUGUCGCCAGUGAUGAUACCACCAUCAAGAUUAUUGAUGUAGAGAGCUCGACAUUGGCAGAGCUCGCGGGACACGAGGACGGCGUGCAGUGCGUUGUCUUCGAUCCAGCAACCAACAACUUCAUUGUCAGCGGCGGGAGUGAUGGCACAAUACGGUACUGGUGCUGA